Messenger RNA from Dermatophagoides pteronyssinus (European house dust mite), 861 nucleotides. It is a transcript of the gene ThrRS, whose product is annotated as threonine--tRNA ligase. The record is from RefSeq and is a predicted model, not a curated record. Gene Ontology annotation, cellular component: cytoplasm; mitochondrion. Gene Ontology annotation, biological process: threonyl-tRNA aminoacylation. Gene Ontology annotation, molecular function: threonine-tRNA ligase activity; ATP binding. NCBI's taxonomy places the organism in Eukaryota, Metazoa, Arthropoda, Arachnida, Sarcoptiformes, Pyroglyphidae.
AUUAAAGUGUGAUGAACACGAAUUUAAGACAAUGGAUAAUAAAUGUGAUUGUAUAGUUCAUUUUGAAAGAAAAUCGGGAAAAUGUGAAUCAAUAUUUGGAUAUUGCAAUCAAACAUUUCAGUGCCGAAAUAAAAAAUUCAAAUGUUCAGACAAAACUAAAGGCUACUGCAAACCUAAUUGUGGAUAUUCAACAGAUGAAAAUUGCGAAAUGGGUUGCCAGUCAACUUAUGAAGAUGAAUGUAUACCUAUUGUUCAAUGCGAUGAUAAUUUGAAAUGUUAUGGUGAACAAGUGUGUUCAAAAGAUGGCUUUUUUAAAGGUCAAUGUCAUUGUCCAGAAGGUAAACCGGAUAAAAAGUACUAUUGUACACAUUCGAUAACAACAACAUUUGAAUCACCUUCAAAUGAUAAGACGGAUUAUGAAGAUUUCAAAAUUUUUAAAUAUUUUUUGAUUGCAAUGGUUUCAAUAACAAUAGCAAUGAGUUCGGCACUACCCUGUGUCUUUAUAAUUAGGGAUGUAAAAAAAAGAUUGAGAACUCCAGACAACCAACAGAAUCCAGAAAAUAAUGGAUUUCUUCCACCAACGCACGAAAAUCGAGAUAUAAAUGAAAAUACACCACAAAUUCCAGAUUCGGAAACAAAUGAUGAAACAGAAUGUUGAUUCACAAUAAACAAAUAAAUCAAUCCAUCCCAAUGUCGAUUUAUUGCUCAUAAAAAGCGAACUAAUUUUUUAGAUAUUUUCAUUUUUUAUAUACUGAUUAAAUAUAUGCAUUACUAAUUGUUCGUCGUUCCUGUAUCAAGUACAUUGUCAUCAUUCUUGUCUCAAUCGAACAAUGUAUAGUCAAAUAUUAUGAGUAUAAAUAA